UGAUUUGUUCUUACUUCUAACCGUUCCAAUAGAAUAGGAAAAAUUAACUCAAAUAAGAUUUGCUUUGAUUGGACUUCCUUCACGUAGCUUUGUUUUUCUGCCCAAUAUUAAAAUGACACGCCACACGUUAGGACAAACAUCUGCUUGUAAACUUGCCUGAAUUUUAGUGUGUGUGGGCGGAUUAAUGGCACAGUGAGCUUUUUUUUUUUUCGGCUAUCAGAGCAAGAACCAGAGAAACAACGGUACAAAAAGGAAACAAAAAAAGUGAGUAAAACAGAUACCAGAGGAGCGGAAACAAAGAAUUUAGGGCCAUUCAAAGCAGUAAACACGCUUGCUUGUCAGUAGCGUCAGGUUUCCAGUUUACUAUUGUAGUGGAUGGCACCAAGCACAUGGUAUACUUUCUAUGUUUAAUCAUUAGGGUUUUCGCCUUUCUGCAUUUGGAUGCAAUAUAAAACGAGUAGAAAUAAAAUAUUUGCAUAUGGUGUUUCGAAUUUCGAUUGGUGUGUCUAUAUAGUCUAUAGAAUCCCCAGUAAUUACUGACCAUAAACAGACGGCCUUGGGUGAUGUCAUUGAAAGUUUUCCCUCAUACAAGCUAGAUAACUUUUUUUAAUAGUUGACUUUCUAUGUAGUUGAAUAAUUUAAUGGAGUCUUGAAAUGGAUUGCUCCAUUUAUCCCCUGAGACAUGCCCAUCCCUAACUUUAGUCUUUUUGAGUAUGGAUAUCCUCAAUCUUUUUCUCAUUCUUGUUUCCCUUUAUAUAUGCAGCAGAGCCUUGUUCCAUAGCCAAGUGUGGCAAAAAUUAAAUUCCUACCCGAUUCCCUUUCUGACUAGAAGGCAAGCUACCAGAAAACUGUGGAUAUCCUGGAUUCGACCUAGGAUGCAAAUGUCACAGUACAAUUGUUCUAAAACUUCCUUAUUCUGGAUAAUUUUUUGUUGGCGACAUAUAAAUUAUCUGGACCAACGGAUAUCUCUGUAUGACCCUUAUAAUUGCCUUUCCAGGCGACUUCUCAUCUUCAAUCUUUCAGGUUCUCCCUUUCUUGCUGCUUUUCACCAGAACUACACCUUCCUAAACUGCACAACUCAAGUCACAAAGUCUCGCUUCACCACCAUUGAUUGCCUAAGCAAUUCAACAAAUUCCGUCUUAGCUAUUUCUUCCAAAAGUCUUGUGAAUUCAGUGGCCUCAUCAUGCCAGAUAAUUACUCCAUUGCCGAUUUCAGUCUCAUGGCUAGCUCAAUAUGAUGGCGCGUUCUCAGCUGACGUUGGUGAUGAUAUUCAACUAAAAUGGUACACACCACCUCAAUGCGGAGAUUGUGAAGCAGAGUGCGGUAUCUGCGGGUUCAAGAGCAACAGUGGUGAAGAAAUUGACCGUUUCCAUCUUCCUAAAUCAGGUAAGGAUCUUUCAUGCCGAAUCCGCUUAUGAAGCCAAAGGAGAGCACCAACAUGUACACAGACCAAAAAACACCUUAAUAUUCCAACUUAUUGGAAGGAUAAAAAAGAAAGAGAAGAAUGGGGUUUUAUAAGCUAAAUCAUCAACAUCAUCAUCAUCAUCAUCAUCAUCAU
This is a messenger RNA of Durio zibethinus, 1558 nucleotides long. RefSeq names its product putative RING-H2 finger protein ATL21A. The record is from RefSeq and is a predicted model, not a curated record. NCBI's taxonomy places the organism in Eukaryota, Viridiplantae, Streptophyta, Magnoliopsida, Malvales, Malvaceae.